This is a messenger RNA of Cyprinodon variegatus (sheepshead minnow), 2129 nucleotides long. RefSeq names its product lens fiber major intrinsic protein-like. Gene Ontology annotation, cellular component: plasma membrane. Gene Ontology annotation, biological process: transmembrane transport. The record is from RefSeq and is a predicted model, not a curated record. The transcript has 4 exons. Bases 353 to 1144 code for a protein of 263 amino acids. Lineage: Eukaryota; Metazoa; Chordata; Actinopteri; Cyprinodontiformes; Cyprinodontidae. Gene Ontology annotation, molecular function: water channel activity.
GGUCCAUUGGAGAAUCCGUCUAUCCCCAUCUGUGAUAUAGAAUCCCCCAUUUAGCAUUAAUGCCCACCUACUUUUGAAGAAUCAAAGCAUCUCAGAAUUGCUUUAUUAUCUCACACCUAUGUCUUUGCGACAGGUGGAGAGAGGUGGCAAGCAGCUGAGUUGACUUUACCAGCCCAGAUCACAGUUUGGUAAAGAUCAUCGGACUCCAGACUCACAUCUCAAGUGGCUGUUUUAGUCAGCUGGUAUCCAAAAGAAGACUUUUUUUGUUGUUUCCACCAUUUUAUGAAGGACUGAAAAGGUAAACUUGUGACUUUUUCUCUGAAUCACCAACACCCCUCCUCAAGCAUCCACCAUGUGGGAGUUCCGGUCCAUGAAUUUUUGGCGGGCAGUCUUUGCAGAGUUCUUCGGGACUAUGUUCUUUGUAUUUUUUGGCAUGGGUGCUGCCCUGCGUUGGACCACCGGGCCUCAUCACGUCCUUCACGUGGCCCUAUGCUUUGGUCUGGCGGCCGCCACCCUCAUCCAGUCCAUUGGCCACAUCAGUGGCGGCCACAUCAACCCUGCAGUUACCUUCGCCUACCUUGUCGGGUCACAGAUGUCCCUUUUCCGUGCAUUUUUUUAUAUCUUCGCUCAGUGCCUGGGGGCCGUGGCUGGGGCUGCAGUCCUGUAUGGGGUCACACCCGGCAACAUGAGAGGCAACAUGGCAAUGAACAUGCUGCAGCCUGGCAUGAGCCUGGGGAUGGCCACAACAGUGGAGGUCUUUCUUACCCUUCAGCUCGUUGUCUGCAUCUUCGCAGUGACAGAUGAGAGGAGAAACGGUCGCCUGGGAUCAGCAGCUCUCUCUAUUGGUUUCUCUGUCACUGUUGGGCAUCUCAUGGGGAUGUACUACACUGGUGCUGGAAUGAACCCUGCUAGGUCCUUUGCCCCUGCGGUGCUCUUCAGAAACUUUAUCAACCAUUGGGUGUACUGGGUUGGGCCUAUGAUUGGGGGUGCCAUGGGAGCCAUCCUGUAUGAUUUCAUGUUGUUCCCACGUAUGAGAGGUCUCUCCGAGCGCCUGGCCACACUGAAGGGAAGUCGACCCCCGGAGAGUGAGGCUCAGCAGGACACUCGAGGGGAACCGAUCGAGCUCAAAACGCAAUCCCUAUAAACCGGCCCAGUCCCUUUUCUCUGAAAGGAGGGGUGAGGGACAGAUCCCUAAGCUAUGCUGACCCCCACCUCAAAUGUUCCCCCUCGACCCCGUGUCUUCACACGCUUCAGUGUACAAGACUAACCCAAAAUGUUUACAGAUAAUCUAAAAUAUAGAUUUGCCACCUUCAACCUCAGCACACAACAAAAGUCCUCAACCCCCCACAGCUUUAUAACUGUAAUCCACAUAGGACAUGGUGCUUUUUAGAAAUGUUAACCAAUAUUCACCUUCUCUUCUCUCCAUUGCUGCCCGGUAACCCAAACAGAGCAGUGUGGAGGAGAAGGGGGGAGUAUGAAGGUGAUGAAGGGUGAGAGGGAAUAAUAGAGAUGGGAGUUAAGUGGGAUUAGGGUUUGGAGAACGACAGAGAAAUGGAAACCUGUAAUCUUUAGGUUGGGUUAGAUCAGUGAAGAUGGGCUUGCUUUUCAUUAAUCAUCUAAGCUUAUCUCUUUUUUUUAUAUUUUCUAAUUUUAUUUCCUGCCCUUUUGGACACAAGAUGUGGAUGUAAACUACCUUUUGAUUUUCACAGGGUUUCAAUCAAUUUAAUCACCACAUUUUAUCUGUAGGUUGUGUGUUUGUUGUAGAGAGGAAGAAAGUGAGAGAGUGAGUGCGUGGGCGCGGCUGUUCCUGUAUGUGAGCAUGUUUGCAGGUGAGCACAUGUUUAUCUGCUUACUUGUGUUUUCAAGUGUGCAGAUCCAAUAUUUCUUUUUUUUUUAUUUUCAUAACCUCUGUUCUGUUUUGUACUGUUGCCCGUAUUUAGUUUGCCAUGCCAUUUCUCCUCUCCCAUCCUGUUUGCUGUCUGACAGUUAUUUGCUCUAAUAUUCAUUUUUACAUAAACCAUUUGCUUUUUGUUCUGAACCAGCAUUAUCCACAACAGAUGUUGUAUCCCAGAUAUUUGGUCUGAUUUAAACUGGGAGAACAAGGUGUUUCAAUAAAAAAAAUGCAUAAA